GUGUUGGAGAGGAGUGAGCAGCUGCCCGGGAGAACAAGAAAAGAGGCAAUUCCGUGACCGUAAAGGGACUCACAAUAAGCGGACAGAUAUGGACGUUGGAGCGCAACGCGGACGACGUUGUGCUUUGUGAGCAAGGACCGCGUCGUCCGGUCGGAAAGAUCCGGUAUAUGAAGAGUUAAGACUCGACAUCCCAACUGUUUAUUUCAGCAGCUAGCAGGCUAGCUGGCUAGAUACCUAAGAGCUAGAAAUGGGAAGCCCGUGUGAGUCGGCUUGAUAGAGAUCUUCGUCGAGCUUUGAAGAAGCAGCUCUCGGCUUUAGAUACCGUCGGCGGUGAUUUAAAGUAUCCGCCUCGUGAGUAGCUGCAACUUUGAAGAAUGAUAUGAACUGAGCGCUAACCGUUUCACUACUACAGCCCCGGAGAGGGAAAAGUCAUACAGGACUGCUGGCUGAAGUUUGCACACUACCACCAGGAAGAGGGAACAUGAAGCACUGGCCACUGCCAGAGACUGGCACAGGGCAGCUGUGCCAACCCCGCCCCUUCCUGCCACUUUAGAAGCUACCCGUUUUACACCAUGACGGAGAGGCAUUGAGGUUAGCUCCCUGACGAUCAUCUCAAUACCUCUCCUCCUCCCUGUCCCUCAACACCCCCAGCCCCUGCCCCGUCCCCACCAUGCUGCGCUUCUUGCCUCUCAAACUUGGCCGCCUGUACCGCUGUCUGAAGCUCCUGUUGGUGGUGGGAUUGUUUGUCAUCUUGUUGAUGAACACCCACAACCUGUUCGCCUCCUUCCAGAAGAAUGAGCUCACUGACAGACGAUUCAUCAACCUCAACAAGUGUCCCGCCUGUUUUGGCACCAGCUGGUGCCGUAAGUUCAUGAACGGCCAGGUUUCUUUCGAGACAUGGGGUCGCUUGCGAUUUCUAGACGUAUUCAAUGUCAAGAAUGUUUACUUCGCGCAGUACGGCGAGCCCAGGGAGGGCACUCGCCGUGUGGUGCUCAAACGGCUCGGCUCCAACCAGGAGCUGGCCGAGAUAGACCAGAAGAUCUGCAAGAGGGCCACGGGCAGGCCGCGCUGUGACCUCAUUCAGGCAAUGUACAAGACUGAGUUUGCUCGGAUCAACGGCGACGUUCGCCUGCUCACUCCAGAGGUGGUGGAGGGCUGGUCAGACCUUGUGCACUGCCCCUCUCAGAGACUGCUGGACCGCGUGGUCCGCAGGUAUGCUGAGACCAAGGACUCAGGCAGCUUCCUGCUAAAGAACCUCAAGGACACAGAGAGAAUGCAGCUGCUUAUGACAUUGGCAUUCAACCCGGAACCACUCGUACUACAGAGCUUUCCGUCAGACGAAGGGUGGCCGUUCGCCAAGUACCUGGGAGCAUGUGGGCGCGUGGUUGCCGUCAACUACGUGGGCGAGGAGCUGUGGAGCUUCUACAACGCACCGUGGGAAAAGCGGGUGGAUUUAGCGCGCCAGCUGAUGGACAUCGCCGAGCAGCUCACCAACAAUGACUUUGAGUUCGCCCUCUACCUGCUCGAUGUCAGCUUUGAUAACUUUGCGGUCGGCCCUCGUGAUGGAAAGGUCAUCGUUGUUGACGCGGAGAACGUUCUCGUGGCAGACAAAAGGCUGAUCAAGCAGAACAAGCCAGAAAGCUACGACGUGUGGUAUGAGAGCCGCUUCGAGGAGUGCGACAGGGAGGCCUGUCUGUCUUUCUCCAAGGACUCCCUUUGUUCCAGGGUCACUGUGGACCACAACUACUAUGCCGUGUGCCAGAACCUGCUGUCACGGUACGCUACGUGGCGGGGCACCACCGGAGGCCUCCUCCACGACCCGCCCGCCCACAUAGCCAAAGAUGGACAACUCGAGGCUCUGUUGGACGAGUGCACCAAACCCAAAAAGCGCUACGGUCGCUUUCAAGCGGCCAAAGAACUGCGUGAAUACCUCACACAGCUAGCUGCCGCUUCCUCCUCUGCCACGGCCAGGUAAUGAAUGGAGUCGGCGUUAGCCCCGACGCACUGACAGACUGGAAUCUGUACUCUUUAUCUCUGGACUCUUGAGAUCCCUGGUUCUUGUACAUGAUGUCAUUUGUUCCCCUUUUGUGCGCUGGAGCAGGAAGGUGUUAGGUCUUGCAUCAGGAAAUGUAAGAAUCAAACUUCAAAGCAGAUUUGUUAAAGCUCUAGCUUUUACCUGACUUUGCUCCCGUGUGAAAGAGGAGUGUGGCGCUACAAAAUUCUGGUUAGAACCAGGAUAGAGAGGGGAUAGAGGUAACCUCUCCCCUCCCAGGGUGGGCUGCCAUCUCUGGGGGGGAGACAAGAAAGGGCUCUGGUAAACGCAUCCUUCACCGGACCCAGGCUAACGCAAACCAGAGCGUCCAAGUAACGGCAGCAGCAGCAGCAACGUCACACAGCCCUGACCACAUCCAUCCUCCUGUUCACACCUCAAUCCAUCAGAUCUGUUGUGUUUUAAACAUUGAAUCUUAACAGCUGUUAUUUUUGGCCCACAUGAUAUCUUGUUUUUUGUGUUUUUGUUGGUGUUUUUAUUUUUUGUUCAGGGCUGAACUUAAGUCGAUUGGUGCGUUUACAUUUUUUGCUGUGCCAUGACUUUUUUUUUUUCCCCCUCUGUAGCGCUGCUGCUGCAGGGAAGGUGGAGGUAGCAUGAAUCUCCGACUGUCAGACAGCAGGGAAGGCCGAGCUCCGGCAGGUAGAGGGGAGAGGCAGGGGUUCGGGGGGGGGUUGGAUUUAAUUCAAGAGAAAAAGAAAACCCCUUGACAGCUAUAUAAGUAUAAUUUCCUGCUACUCCACUCAAUCACUCGAUUUCCAGGUUCCAGAAUUGUGGCAAUCAUCUUUUUUUUGUGUGUUUCCUUUUUUUUUUUCUUUUCCUUUUAUUAGGAACCAGAGAGAGUAAGACAGCUGCACAUAGGAGAAAAGAAGGCGAUAAUUGGACAUUGGUGGUCCCUUGAUGCAGAUGUGCCUAUACCAAAGAGGCUAUUUGUAAUUUUAAAAACACCGAGCGGUACAGAGACGGCACCUCUCCCUCCAGUUGUUCCCCACUAGAUCGGUCCAAAAACACCAAUCUUAUAUAUGAGCUUUCAGGCCUGCAUACUGAUUUUUAUCCUUCUUCUAGGAACCAAAUCCGGAGGUCUAAGACAAAAAACUGGCCAUACCGAAUGUCAGAUUUGUUUUUCUUCAACAAGACAGAAAACUCUUGACCAAAAAGAAGAUGUCACAAACAUCAUCGUGGUGGCCUCCAGUGUCAGAUUCUCUUUUUAAAUGUUUGUAAUUGAUGAAUGAACCCCAUUGUCAAACCUGUCCCACUUGCACUGAGUGCAACGAGCUCAGUCAAGUCAACGGUAUUAAAGGGAAUGAAGACAUCCUAAAAAUUAACUUUUCUUGCUUCAGAACCGGCGUCUGACCUGUACUUUUUAAAUUUUGCAGACUAGAAAUUUGUGUUGAAUAUUUAAACGCUCAGCACCACUUAGAGGUUGGGUUGAUUUUACACUCAGUGGACCAACAAAUUAAAGCAUCAUCACAAAUAUAGGCUCAUUUGGUAAUGGAUUACGAGAGAUCUUACUUAAACGAGAGAAGAAGAAGUAAAAAAAAAAAAAAAAAAAGAAUUAAAAUCCUGUCUCUGGCUCCAUAUGUUUUGUAUGUCAACUGUUUUGAUGUUGUAAAUCAGAUGCUAAAUGCCCAGUGGAGUGUUGUGUAGCACAGCCAACAGACAGGCCAAUAAUCAACUUAAUAUGAGCUACUCCAUCUGCGGGGGAAACUAGAAAGCACAGCGGUUGCUUUUUCUUUUUCUUUUUUUGGCCUUCUGCAGGACCCGGAGAGCUGAUGUGACCAUUGCCAGUAAGGAAAAGCAAUAAAGACGAGUUUGGCUAAUGGAUUUCUGAUUUUGAAUCCUCCCACCCUUCCCUCCUUUUGUUGUGUUAAAUAUGUUUCUGUUUUCCCCAGUCUGGAGGACGGUCAACCUGGAGGGAUCUGUUCAUGCGUAACUGUCCACUUUUGUACUGUAUUUUUCUUUUCGAGUAUUAUAUCAGCAUUGUCUGAUUUUUCCUGUGCCUUUCAUUCAAAAGUUGUAUUUACAACUUUUAGUGGGUUUAAAUAUUAAAAAUAAAUGAAGAUAUAUAUAUAUAUAUAUAUAUAGAUAUAUAUACACUUA
Messenger RNA from Stegastes partitus (bicolor damselfish), 4147 nucleotides. It is a transcript of the gene dipk2ab, whose product is annotated as divergent protein kinase domain 2Ab. The record is from RefSeq and is a predicted model, not a curated record. NCBI's taxonomy places the organism in Eukaryota, Metazoa, Chordata, Actinopteri, Pomacentridae. The transcript is spliced from 4 exons. The coding region runs from base 671 to 1975 and encodes 434 amino acids.